This is a messenger RNA of Puntigrus tetrazona (Sumatra barb), 3272 nucleotides long. Its product is annotated as chemokine XC receptor 1. The transcript has 2 exons. Gene Ontology annotation, biological process: immune response; G protein-coupled receptor signaling pathway; chemotaxis. The coding region runs from base 999 to 1922 and encodes 307 amino acids. NCBI's taxonomy places the organism in Eukaryota, Metazoa, Chordata, Actinopteri, Cypriniformes, Cyprinidae. Gene Ontology annotation, molecular function: chemokine receptor activity. Gene Ontology annotation, cellular component: membrane. The record is from RefSeq and is a predicted model, not a curated record.
UAUCAAUUGCUUAUCAAAGGAUCCUCUGAGGUGAAUGGGUGCCAUCAAAAUGAAGAUUAUUGCAUUGUUUAUCAGCCGUUUGGAUUUUUUUGUGAAUGAACCACUGUGAACUUCUUAAAUCCUCCGACCUAAAAUUUGUGUAAAACAAACCAUUUCCGUUUGAGAAAAUGCAGAUUAUGCAGUUUUGUUUUUGUGCAUUUCAGUUAUGACUGGAAGCUGACUUUUUUUCUUUCUUUCACGUGACAGUAAAUUGAGGUUUGUGGAAGGAAGCAGAGCGUCAUCACUGACUUACAUAAACAGGAAAAUGGAAGAUUUGAGAUCAUGCCAAGCUUAUCUUUGCGUGUAGCUUUCAACCUGUUAACAUAAACAAUAUUAGUAUGUUUGCAGAAUACAUGUGUAUUUACAAAAACAUAUACCUCCAUUUUUUAUAAUGCUCAAAUGUUUUUGUUUUUGUGUUAGUUUUUAAUUUUUUUCAUUAUUUUUAAACCUAAUCAAAAUAACCCAACUGCAGUUUCAUUGGGAUUAUUUGGAAAGCACAAUGAAAAACAAAUUAAGUUACCCAUUUUUAGUAAAUGAACUUUUCGCAUACCGUACAUUACAUCCCUUUAACCAUUAUCACCUUUAUAAAAAACAACACUUUUACAACUUUCUAAGUCUGUCCUAUGAAUACUGUGAUGUAAACCAACUGAAACACCCAUUAACUGGAAACUACCUUAUGAUGUUACUAAGGAAUUGCCACAAGACUUUAAAGAACAACUGCUUUCACUGCACAAACGGUACUUUCAUUUCACAUUUAUAAAGGAAAAGAGAAAUGAGUUUUUAAAAGGUAGGUGUUUUUAACCCUCCCAUUCAACAUAAAUACUCUCAGAUAUCCCUUCCAAAACAUCCUGUCACUAAACAUUAGCUUUAAUUUGCUGUGCAGUUUUCUUCCAAUAGGUUUCAGUUUGGUACUUUUGAGUCAUAUUAAUAACAGAACCGACAAAAAUUAAGAGAACGACAUGACUGAAGGGUAUACAGAUUAUACAGAACCAGAAGACCAGCUAUGUCGCAAAGAAGAGGUGGUCGAAGUCGGGUCCAUUGUAGUUCCAGUUUUCUUCGCUCUUCUGGUCGUGUUGAGCUGCAUUGGUAACCUAAUGGUUUUGGUCAUCCUGCUGCUGUACGAAAAGUUUCGAUUGCCGAUCAACGUCCUGAUCUUCAAUUUAGCCGUGUCGGAUCUUCUCUUCACUUUCGGACUUCCAUUCUGGGCCUCGUACUACAUCUGGGGUUGGACCUUUGGAGAGGCUGGCUGUAAAGCGGUGAAGUUUCUCUUCUAUGUCGGUUUUUACAGCAGCGUGUUGUUCUUGACUCUGAUGACCGUUCAGCGUUACAUGGCGGUGGUUCAUCCUCUGUCCGACUGGGAGAGGUGCAGAUGUUUUUCAGUCGCUCCUUUUAUCAUAUGGAUGUUGAGCGGAACAGCUGCACUUUUAGUCUCCCUUCGUAGCCAGGUUUUAGAGAACGAGGGGAACCUUUACUGUGAAUUUGACAGUAUUCGAUUAAAACACGCCUCUGUUUAUUUACAAAUUGUUUUCUUCUUGAUUGCAUUUUGCAUCAUGGGAUUUUGUCACGUCAGAAUGUUCCAGACAGUCGCACGAUCCCAAACAAGGAAGCGACACAAGACCAUCAAACUGAUAUUCUGCAUUGGGCUGCUAUUCUUCACGGGAUGGGCUCCUUAUAACAUAGUAAUGUUCUUGAGAAUUCUGCAGGAUUAUGGUUUGUCUUCAUUCGUGGACUGCAAUGUAUCCAUUUAUCUUGAUUACGCAUUUUACACUUGCCGGCUCUUGGCUUUUUCACACUGCUGCUUAAACCCGGUGCUUUACGCUCUAAUUGGAGAAAAAUUUCAGAAACAUUUACAAACAAUAUUAAAGAAAAUGUGUUCGAAAUAAAGCAAUUCUCAUCUAUCCUGAGACACAUUUUUGGUGUGUCUGUUAAUUCAACAAAUCUCACAAUGCAUGUCAUACAGACUACUGCUGAAUUUUGUGGUCAUUUUUUUUUUUUUUUUUUAAUAAUACUUCAUUCAGUACAGAUCUGGGGGAAAAGUAUCACUGUUUCCACAAAAAUUUUUAACAUUAAUGAGAGCAUAUUUCUUAGACCUGGAGUAAUGAUGCUGAUAAAUGAACUCUGCAUCAUGAGAAUAAAUUACAUUUUAUUUAUGUAUUUAUUUAAUUGGAAAACAUCCAUUUUGAAUUGUACAUUUAACAAUUUUGUUGUUUUUACUAUAUUUUUGUCACAUUAACUGAGCCUAUGAAUUCUUUCAAAAACAUGAAAAUAACUAAAAUUUUUUUUGUCUUUUAUAAAUAGUAGCUAAGCUUACAUUUUACCAUACAUCUUCAAUUAUUAUUAGUAAAUCACAACUGAACGUUAAAUAAAAGCUUGAUUGACAGCAUCCAUGGCAUGCCGUUGAAAACCACUGAAAAUUUCAACAUCCCUGUUCGAUUAAAUAUAAAUGCAAUGUUUCUUAAACAUCUAAACCUCAAGGAAAAAAAAAAUGUUAGCAACGUACUGGCGCCACAUAAACCACGGCUGAAUCGAAACAUCAAAUUGUUUCACAUGCAAAAGUUUGAAAAAAAUCCCAUAACCACGGCUUCAUUUUACACAGACACAUGCACAAAGCAGCCUUUGUCAUUUCCAGAUAAAAAGUUUAUUGAUUUUCAUCAUUUGUACAUGCAUAUAGAUCGACUUGGUUGGGAGAAAACACUUCAGUUUAUUAAAGUGGUACUCAGUGCUGUUGGUUAGGUCAAGGGCACGCGGGCGCUUUAUCAGAAGUGCUCUUUAAAUAAGUCUUCACUGAGAAAUCGCUCCCUGACGUCUCAGUAAACAAGUUGUGCUCGUUUCAAUCCUACACCCGCCCUCAUACGAAACGGAUUUUGUGCAAGAUUUAUGUAUACUUUUUGAGCAUUUGCAUAUCAAGAUUUACAAUUUCUCGGUUUCAAGAUAUGUAAUGGAUCCCUGCUACUUUUUUUGCACGGUGUCCGCCGACUACUCACUGAUACCGACUACAACAAAAACGAACCGAGAUAGUCUUAUAAGAUAAAUCGCGUUAUAAUAAUGUCCUAUAUAGGAUACUUGGUUUUCCAUAAGCCCUAUGAACUAUUGAUGGGCUUGGCUCAUAGGGCUUAGAUGAAAAUAGCUACGUGAUGCAGCAGGACUCACAGGGCUGACAGCAUGUGUAACGAGCUUAUUAAUGUACAGGAUUAAAAAAAAAAAAAAAAAAAAAUCAGCCCUUUAACAUCAGC